Molecule: messenger RNA, 1222 nt
Organism: Diprion similis
Lineage: Eukaryota; Metazoa; Arthropoda; Insecta; Hymenoptera; Diprionidae
Product: luciferin sulfotransferase-like
Exons: 5
Coding region: 55-1038 (327 amino acids)
Biological process (GO): sulfation
Cellular component (GO): cytoplasm
Molecular function (GO): sulfotransferase activity
Source: RefSeq, a predicted model, not a curated record
UUUGUCGGUUCAGUUAUUAGAACAACUUGGACUCGCGCAGACGGCAGGAUUAAAAUGCAUCUACAAAUCGAACUGUUUAGUGGUGAACUGUUGGACCUGAUGCGAAAGGUGUACGAGAAUCCGAAUAUUGGCGAAAUGGUAAAAUUUGAUGGCGUAACAAUGCCAGAGCAAUAUGAAAAGUUGGCGGACGCCGUUGAGAACUUCCAAGUUCGCGACGACGAUAUCUGGGUCUGCAGCUUCCCGAAGACCGGCACAACUUGGACGCAGGAAAUGGUUUGGUGCAUCGCGAAUAAUUUGGAUUACGGACAAGGAAGAGUUCCUCUGACGGACAGGUUUCCUCAGUUGGAAGUUUCGAUGCAUUCUGACUUCCCUGAAAUAGUGGCGUCCAAUCCUGACAUCCAGAUACCUGAAGCAGUCGUCGACAGUAUCAAGUAUAUAGCUAAUUUACCCAGCCCUCGAUUCAUUAAGACUCAUUUACCGUUCCAUCUCCUUCCGCGACAGCUCAGAACCGGGGUGAAGAAGCCAAAAAUUGUUUACGUUGUUCGCAACGCCAAGGACACUUGCAUCUCUUUCUAUCAUUACCUUAGAACCUUGGAAGAUCUGCAAGGGAGCUUCGAGGACUGGUGUAAUCUCUUUCUUCAAGACGCUGUUAUGUAUGGACCAUUCUGGAAACACGUGCUUGGUUACUGGGAGAAGAGAACCGAAGGGAAUCUGCUCUUCUUGAAGUACGAGGACAUGAAACAAGAUUUACCGGGUGUAAUAAAGAAGACUGCGACAUUCCUCGGGAAGAAUUUUACCACGGAUCAGUUGUUAUCCCUGACCGAGCACUUGAGUUUUGAGAACAUGAGAGCAAAUCCAGCUACAAACAACGAAGAUCUCAUUCGUAGAAUUAAGAAAGUGACACGAUCGACAGUCGACGGAAAAUUCAUGAGGUGUGGUGAGAUGAACCAAUGGAAAUUCGAGAUGAGUCCGGAUAUCAUCGAACGAUUCGAUCGGUGGACGCGAGAAAAUUUGAAGGGAACAGGCCUGUACUUUUGAGGGGAUGUUAGGUACGUCACAUUAGCUUCACAUCGUACUUAAAAUACGAUUGGUGUGAAUGUACGACACGUUAUACAGCAUGUAAAAAAAUAAAAUUUCAGGGAAUUUUGAUGAAUGUGUAAGAUAUCGCAACAUCAGUUGUCUAUUCUAAAUAUAAGGUAGAUCAAAUAUUUCGUUAAUUUUU